CGGUUGAAGGUACAAUCUUCGAUGGAACAUCCAAGACUUACGUUUCCGUCUCCAAGACCCCAAUUUCACACAGAGCAGAGUUUGAUAAAAAUUGAGCCAUAUUCUGGCGAAAUAUCGAGCCUCAUAAAUCCGUCAUCACCUCAUAAAGAUUGGAUAAACCCGAGCAAACUUUUCGACAAAAAACUUCUUAAUUAUAACUCAUCAUUUGAACUCCCAUUGAUUCCGGCAAAAACUCCACCUCCAAAAGCUAUUUUGAUUCCGAAAACCGAUGCAGAAACUCGAAGGCCAAAAUAUUUUCCAGGGCAAAUCAUCCCCACAAAGCCGCGUUCGAGUUUAAAGAGAAAGCAAAUCGACAUUCAAGAACUGCUAAAUCCACCGCCAGCCUACAGUAACAACAACAGCAGCAAAGCGGUGUAUAAAUCCCCCCGGAAUUUAUUCUGCGAGCUCUGCCAGGUCAGCUGCUCAAGUGGGACCACAAUGCAGGACCACCUGAGGGGCCGGCCCCACAAGGCGAAGCUUUUGUGGAUGCAGCUGAAGACGAGGAACUGCACGGUAAAGCAGCCGAAGUGCAACGUCUGCCAAAUUUUCUGCUCGGAUAGGGAUACGAUGGAGAUGCACCUGAAGGGGCGUAAGCACAAGGCCAAACUGCACGAACUUGAGGAAUGUAGGAGGAACGGAACUAGAGGGAUCGUGGCAAAGAAGAAGCCGGUGUUUUGUCAGCUGUGCCACGUCAGCUGCAUGAACGAGGACUGCUUCGAGAUGCAUCUCAGGGGAAAACAGCAUGCUACUAGACAAGAGAUGAAGCGUAGAGGUAUGAUAUGAUGAGGGGCAAAAGAGAC
Messenger RNA from Erythranthe guttata (spotted monkey flower), 839 nucleotides. RefSeq lists its product as uncharacterized. The record is from RefSeq and is a predicted model, not a curated record. Gene Ontology annotation, molecular function: zinc ion binding; nucleic acid binding. NCBI's taxonomy places the organism in Eukaryota, Viridiplantae, Streptophyta, Magnoliopsida, Lamiales, Phrymaceae.